ACCCGCGCCCGUGCCAUCCCUCAUAUCAUCGUCUCCUUCUGCAUACGUAUUACCUUGCCUCGUUGUGCCUCUCAUCCUCAAAAAUGUCGGUCCACUUGACCCCAAACAACGCAUUGGGCUUUAACAGGCCUUUCACGCAACUCGUUAAGCGCUUUCUGACAGUAACAAACAACAAUGCGCAACCCAUAGCCUUCAAAGUCAAAACAACGGCCCCCAAGCUGUAUUGUGUAAGGCCAAAUUCGGGGAGAAUCGAGCCUGGCGAAAGUGUGGAUGUUUCUGUUAUGCUUCAACCAAUGAAAGAGGAGCCACCGUUGUCGUUGAAGUGCAAGGAUAAAUUUCUCAUUCAGAGCACACUCAUAACCCCUGAAAAGGAGACCAAAGGAUUGCAAGAUAUCUGGAAUGUUACGGAUGCGACAGAAGAGUGGAAAGUAUACCAGCAAAAGCUGCGGGUUGUUUUUCUCCCUCCUGAAGGCCAGACGGUUGAAGAGGAGGAUGAAACCCAGCUUCACCAAAUUCACCAGAUAGCAAAUUUGAGUCAAGGGGAUUCGCAGCGAUACGACACCGUCAGGCAACAUCCCAGCAACGGACAUGUCGUUGAACCUACUCCACAAUACUCAUUCGACGAAGACCGCAUGCCAUCGCAGUCAGAACCCGAACGCCCAAGAACGCCACCAGCUGUGGACUAUACCGUAGCCCGUGAAGAAUCCCAAGAAUCCCAGCCUUACGAGCGCUCAAACAGCGGGGGAGUGGGCGUUGUCAACGUCAAUGUACAUUCUGCUUCACCACCACCCUCACCUCCUACCGCACCUGCACCUCAGGUUGAUCCCGAAUUGGAAGCCAGAUUUGCUGCAGCGCAGGCUGAGAUACAGCGAUUGCGCAGUUUGUUGGCUGCGGUACCUGACCCUAGCUCGAUAGCCCCGGAAUCUACCGUGGCUCCUACAGAGCUCAGGAGAAGAUAUACUUCUGCACUAUCUGAUGAUGGUAGUACAUAUGCUGGAACCGAUACUGGCACCAUGGUAGAUGAGCCCAUCAUACACCAAGAGGGUGUCCCAUUACAGGUGGUUAUUAUCGUCGCGCUAGGCGUGUUCAUCACAACCUAUUUAUUUUUCUGAGUUAUCCAAGCAGACCAUUCUCUACGUUCCUUUCCUUUCCCGAUCUCUCCGGGCGCGUUGAACUAGCACACACGCCUUUAUUGCAUAUUCUGUCUGUGCCCGCUAUGUCUGUUGAUGUGGAUCACCUAGUGGGUUUGCAGCAGGAGCAAAGCCCAUAAUCUCCGUGUCUUUUUUAUGUUGCAGUACAGUCUUGUGCGGUUAAAUAUGAUAGCAAUUCUAUCCGUUUUGUCCAGACUUUUGUCCAUGAUAUUAUUUUUUUGUACUCCAGUACAUAGAUAUAUAUUGAAAUUAACACACUUUGUCACUAUAUUAAUACAAGCAUUAUGAAGACGCUUCGCGC
Messenger RNA from Serpula lacrymans var. lacrymans S7.9, 1452 nucleotides. RefSeq lists its product as uncharacterized. The coding region runs from base 84 to 1112 and encodes 342 amino acids. Gene Ontology annotation, biological process: endoplasmic reticulum membrane organization. The transcript has 6 exons. The record is from RefSeq and is a predicted model, not a curated record. Gene Ontology annotation, molecular function: FFAT motif binding. Lineage: Eukaryota; Fungi; Basidiomycota; Agaricomycetes; Boletales; Serpulaceae. Gene Ontology annotation, cellular component: plasma membrane; endoplasmic reticulum membrane.